CUUGCGUCAUGACGUCACUCGGGCCUCGCCUACACGCCCCGCGCCCCGCGAGCUGUCAUCACUUUACCGGGAGAGGCGAAGGGCAUCCGGGAUACCGGCCGAGAGGGGAGCCGCUGAAAACGCGUUUCUGGAGUGGACAGACAGACCGGUGGACGGAGGACGUUUGAUUCAUCCCUCUCUGUUCCGGGUCGGACUUUGCUGGACUGACCUGUUUUUUCUUGGACCCCGUCGUCGAGGUUGAGGACAUCCGGCGGUGUGCGUGCGUGACACGUUAAGGACUGCUGAUGCAUCGUUUAAGGACUUGUGCGGCGCGGUUGCGUCCGCUCACCGCCUCACAGGCGGCUCAGACUGUCGGCCAGCAGCAGCGGCCAAUCACAGUCACCUCCACGGGUGGCGUAAGGACGUUUCAGCCAAUCAGGUGCUACACCGCACCUGUGGCCUCGGAGCCGUUCCUCAACGGGACGAGCUCCAACUACGUGGAGGAGAUGUACUACGCCUGGCUGGAGAACCCCAAGAGUGUUCAUAAGUCGUGGGAUGUAUUUUUCAGGAACGCUAACGCCGGCGCUCCUCCCGGUGCUGCCUAUCAGUCUCCUCUGGGUCUGACGGCAGCGUCGAGCCUCGCCGCUCCUCAGCUGUCCUCUCUGGUCGGAGCUCAGCCCAACGUGGAGAAGCUGGUGGAGGAUCACCUGGCCGUCCAGUCCCUCAUCAGGGCCUAUCAGAUCCGAGGGCACCAUGUGGCCCAGUUGGACCCUCUCGGCAUCAUGGACGCCGAUCUGGACUCGUGUGUCCCCACUGACAUUAUCACCUCCUCCGACAAGCUGGACGUGGCUGUGUUCAAGGAGAGGCUGAGAAUCCUCACGGUAGGAGGCUUCUACGGCCUGGACGAGUCGGACCUGGACAAGGUGUUCCGGCUGCCCACCACCACCUUCAUCGGAGGCUCGGAGAGCGCUCUGCCGCUGAAGGAGAUCAUCCGCCGCCUGGAGAUGUCGUACUGUCAGCACAUCGGCGUGGAGUUCAUGUUCAUCAACGAUCUGGAGCAGUGUCAGUGGAUCCGACAGAAGUUCGAGACUCCUGGAGUGAUGCAGUUCACUCUGGAGGAGAAGAGGACUCUGCUGGCCCGGAUGGUUCGCUCCACCAGGUUUGAGGAGUUCCUGCAGAAGAAGUGGUCUGCAGAGAAGCGUUUUGGUCUGGAGGGCUGUGAGUCUCUGAUCCCGGCUCUGAAAACCAUCAUCGAUAAAUCGUCUGAGAACGGCGUGGAGAACGUCAUCAUGGGCAUGCCUCACAGGGGUCGUCUCAACGUUUUGGCCAACGUGAUCCGAAAAGAGCUGGAACAGAUUUUCUGUCAGUUUGACUCCAAACUGGAAGCUGCUGACGAGGGCUCCGGCGACGUGAAGUACCAUCUGGGAAUGUACCAUCGGCGUAUUAACCGUGUGACCGACCGGAACAUCACGCUGUCUCUGAUGGCGAACCCGUCUCACCUGGAGGCCGUGGACCCCGUGGUGCAGGGGAAGACCAAGGCUGAGCAGUUCUACUGCGGAGACAACGACGGCAACAGGGUGAUGUCCAUCCUGCUCCACGGAGACGCAGCGUUUGCAGGACAGGGUAUCGUGUACGAGACCUUCCAUCUGUCCGACCUGCCGUCCUACACCACGCACGGCACCGUGCACGUCGUCGUCAACAACCAGAUCGGCUUCACCACGGAUCCCCGCGUGGCUCGCUCGUCCCCGUAUCCGACCGACGUGGCUCGAGUCGUCAACGCGCCGAUCUUCCACGUCAACGCCGACGACCCCGAGGCCGUCAUCUACGUCUGCAAGGUGGCAGCUGAGUGGAGGGCCACGUUCCACAAAGACGUGGUGGUCGACCUGGUGAGCUACCGGCGGAUGGGUCACAACGAGAUGGACGAGCCGAUGUUCACUCAGCCGCUGAUGUACAAACAGAUCAAGAAGCAGAAGCCGGUUCUGCAGAAGUAUGCAGAGAAACUGAUCGCAGAGGGAGCCGUCACCCGGCAGGAGUACGAGGAGGAAAUUGCCAAGUAUGAUAAAAUCUGUGAGGAGGCGCAUGCUCGCUCUAAGGACGAGAAGAUCCUUCACAUCAAGCACUGGCUGGACUCACCAUGGCCCGGUUUCUUCACCCUGGACGGACAGCCGAAGUCCAUGAGCUGCCCCUCUACCGGUCUGACAGAAGAAAACCUGAACCACAUCGGACAAGUAGCCUCCUCCGUCCCUGUGGAGGACUUCACCAUCCACGGAGGUCUGAGCCGUAUCCUGAAGGGUCGGGCUGAGAUGAUCCGUAACCGGACCGUGGACUGGGCUCUGGGAGAGUACAUGGCUUUCGGAUCGCUGCUGAAGGAGGGAACCCACAUCCGACUGUCGGGCCAGGACGUGGAGCGAGGGACGUUCAGCCACCGUCAUCACGUCCUCCAUGACCAGAACGUGGAUAAGAGGAUCUGUAUUCCCAUGAACCACCUGGCUCCUGACCAGGCGCCGUACACCGUCUGCAACAGCUCGCUGUCCGAGUACGGCGUCCUCGGCUUCGAGUUGGGCUUCGCCAUGGCGAGUCCGAACGCUCUGAUCCUGUGGGAGGCCCAGUUCGGAGACUUCCACAACACGGCUCAGUGCAUCAUCGACCAGUUCAUCUGUCCGGGUCAGGCCAAGUGGGUCCGACAGAACGGCAUCGUGCUGCUGCUGCCGCACGGCAUGGAGGGCAUGGGUCCAGAACAUUCGUCAGCUCGUCCAGAGAGAUUCCUGCAGAUGUGCAACGACGACCCCGACGUCAUGCCGGCCAUCACAGAGGACUUUGCGGUCCAUCAGCUGUACGACUGUAACUGGAUCGUGGUGAAUUGUUCUUCUCCUGGAAACUACUUCCACGUCCUGAGACGACAGAUCCUCCUCCCAUUCAGGAAGCCUCUGAUCAUCUUCACGCCCAAAUCUCUGCUGCGUCACCCCGAGGCCAGAUCCAGCUUCGACGAGAUGCUGCCAGGUACUCACUUCCAGAGGUUGAUCCCAGAAGCUGGAGUGGCAGCGGAGCGUCCAGAGGAGGUGAAGAGGUUGAUCUUCUGCACGGGGAAAGUUUACUACGAGCUCACCAAAGAGAGGAAGAACAGAGGGAUGGAGGGAAGUGUGGCCAUCGCUCGCAUAGAGCAGUUGUCUCCGUUCCCGUUCGACCAGGUGAAGUCCGAGUCGGAGCGUUUCUGCAACGCCGACCUGGUUUGGUGUCAGGAGGAGCACAAGAACCAGGGUUACUAUGACUACGUGAAGCCUCGCAUCAGGACCACCAUCCAGAGAGCCAAGCCUGUCUGGUACGCUGGUCGUGAGCCGGCGGCCGCUCCGGCUACAGGAAACAAAAACACUCACCUGAUGGAGCUGCGGCGUUUCCUUGACAACGCCUUCGGCCUGGACGCGUUCAAGGAUCAGCAGUAAACUUCUGACCUGCAACACCUGGAAUAAACCCUCACCUGUCUGACCUUUGA
Larimichthys crocea (large yellow croaker) is the source of this 3469-nucleotide messenger RNA. It is a transcript of the gene ogdha, whose product is annotated as oxoglutarate dehydrogenase a. Bases 285 to 3419 code for a protein of 1044 amino acids. Gene Ontology annotation, cellular component: mitochondrion; oxoglutarate dehydrogenase complex. Gene Ontology annotation, molecular function: thiamine pyrophosphate binding; oxoglutarate dehydrogenase (succinyl-transferring) activity. The transcript is spliced from 24 exons. The record is from RefSeq and is a predicted model, not a curated record. Gene Ontology annotation, biological process: tricarboxylic acid cycle. NCBI's taxonomy places the organism in Eukaryota, Metazoa, Chordata, Actinopteri, Sciaenidae.